GACACAUCUUCAGUUUCUCUCUGCACCAGAAAAAAGGAACAAUCAUGAUGAAGCUGGUGGUGUUCGUGUUGUGCCUGCUCGUCUCAACCUUGGCUGCUCCUGUUGCAGAGAGUGAAAGCAAUGAAGAACAACAGGUUGCGGCACAUGCUAAUGAGGCCCUGAGGUGGAUGGAGAUGUACAGGCUGUACCAGCAGCAGGGUGUAGUCACAAACCCAUUCCUGCCUGCUGCUGAUGCUCCUGCUGAUCCAGCUGCAGCAGUAGUGGAGAAUGCUGCAGCAGCCCAGCCAGCUGAUGUCCCCGCUGCAGCUCCUGUUGCUGUUGGAGAAGGAUCAGAGGAGGAGUCUGAGGAUGGCGCCCCUGCCCCCAAAGCUGCAGCACCUGAUGCUCCUGCUGCGCCCCUAAACUCUGAUGAGGCAGAGGAGGCCGAGGAGGUAGAGGCAGCUGAGGCUGAACCAGCUGCGGCUGAAGAAGCACCAGCAGACCCUGCAGUAGACCCCGCGGCAGACCCUGCAGCAGAGCCCGCAGCAGACCCUGCAGCAGACCCUGCAGCAGACCCUGAAGCAGCUGUUGAGCCAGCUGUGGUUGACGCUCCCGUAGACGCUGCACCAGGUGAUGCAGCUGUUGAGGAUGUGCCUCCUGUUGAUGUUGUUCCUGCUGAUGCUGCUCCUGCUGCCCCUGAGGUGGCUGUCGAUGCGGAUGCCCCUGCUGCUGUUGCUGAUGCCCCACUGGCAGCUGAGAUUGAUACAACUGGAGUGGCAGCAGAUGCCGCCACAGUGUAGUUAUCUUCCCCUCAUUAUCAGAUAAAGUGCUCCUCUGUUAGCAGUUAAAGAAAUAGCUGGAAACCUCAAUGGGAUGUGUUUUUCUAGAGGAUGAAAAAGCUGUGGCAUAUUAAAAAGUGACUGAAAAAAAA
Molecule: messenger RNA, 910 nt
Organism: Plectropomus leopardus (leopard coralgrouper)
Lineage: Eukaryota; Metazoa; Chordata; Actinopteri; Perciformes; Serranidae
Gene: enam
Product: enamelin
Source: RefSeq, a predicted model, not a curated record